AGUUUAGAGUAGCCGUUAAAGGCGAGUCCAGUUGCCUCUGUCUCAGUGUGUUCAUAGAGAUUGUUGGUUUCUGGAAGUGUAUUCGACAUAGGCUUAUUACGAAUUUAUCGUGAACCAACAGCUACAGCUACAUCUACAUCGAAAUGGCUGAUCAACUUACAGAGGAGCAGAUUGCUGAAUUCAAGGAGGCCUUUUCACUCUUUGACAAGGAUGGAGAUGGCACCAUCACCACCAAAGAGCUGGGUACAGUGAUGCGCUCUCUGGGCCAGAAUCCCACAGAGGCAGAGCUGCAGGACAUGAUCAAUGAAGUGGAUGCUGAUGGAAAUGGAACGAUAGACUUCCCAGAGUUCCUCACCAUGAUGGCCAGGAAGAUGAAGGACACAGACAGUGAGGAGGAGAUCAGAGAAGCAUUCCGUGUCUUUGACAAGGAUGGGAAUGGCUACAUCAGUGCUGCUGAGCUGCGCCAUGUGAUGACAAACCUUGGAGAGAAGCUGACUGAUGAAGAGGUGGAUGAGAUGAUCAGAGAAGCAGACAUUGAUGGAGAUGGACAGGUCAACUAUGAAGAGUUCGUACAAAUGAUGACGGCGAAGUGAAGGCCUUGUACAGAUUUCGUAUAUAAAUUUGCCUUUUUUUCUUUGUGUAAUUUAUCUGUAAAAUCUUAAUAGCCCCUAUUCAUCCCUGCCCCUUCUGCUGUCCAAAGGAACUGCAUGUAAACUGCAUAGGCUCUUGUCCCCAUGUCCCUUUCUUUUGCUGUCAUGGUGUUUUGGAGUGACAGAACGGUCAUACAACCAGAUGCCGUGGAGGCCCCCGGGAGCUGGAGAACUUAGUAUCUUCCUGUUUUGUGCUCGGGGCCCCCUCCAUGCAUGGUGACAUUGGAAACCUGUCAGCUGGUUGGCACUUGGCAACACUGUUGGCAUGGAAACAAUGUAGAGGAGUUGAAACUCUGCAUGGACUACGGACAAAGUAUAUAUGGAAAUCUCAGCAUUGCACUACUGCAAAAAAAAUGACACGGGUGUAUCUCCUAGGUACUCGUACAAACUCUUUUUGUAUCUGCUGUUCUAUAUACCAGAAAAAUGACUAAUUUUACCAUGCUUUUUAAUGUUUUACUCACUAUUAAUUUUUCUUUUUUUUUUUUUAAAUAAUCCAUUCCAAGUUGUAUAUUUUUGUUUUCCAAUAAAAUUUACAAUCUACCCAUA
This is a messenger RNA of Archocentrus centrarchus (flier cichlid), 1196 nucleotides long. RefSeq names its product calmodulin 2a (phosphorylase kinase, delta) (gene calm2a). The transcript has 6 exons. NCBI's taxonomy places the organism in Eukaryota, Metazoa, Chordata, Actinopteri, Cichliformes, Cichlidae. The record is from RefSeq and is a predicted model, not a curated record. Gene Ontology annotation, cellular component: myosin II complex. Gene Ontology annotation, molecular function: calcium ion binding. Bases 144 to 593 code for a protein of 149 amino acids.